ACACACAGGGCCUAUUAACUGAGAAAAGGUGGAGCGAUGAGAAAAAGAGAGAGGGGGGAUGGGGUAGGAAGAAAAAGGAGGUGAUUGUUGGGGAGUUUGAGAGAGUGUUUAUAAAGAAAGAAUCAGCACGAGAGUGAAGGAAAGACGAUAUUAAAACAUAUUGUUUGUUUUCGGGAUCAUAUGAUAAUACUCUCUUUCCGACUGAUAAAUUAAACAGGAAUCAUGCUGGUGUGUGGACGUGCUCUCAUUCUUCUCCUCAUCACCAACUUGCUCAACCACUCCUUUGUGACAUCAUCUCAGAAUGCCACUCGACCCCGUUUCCGCCUGUCUGGAGGCUCGAUGGAUUACUACAGUCUAUACGAAGACAUCUCCACUGAUCCUCCGAGCUCAUCUCCUAUUGACUCUGAAUAUCCUGAACCCAAUGAAUGUCUCUAUGACAUGUGCAUGGAGCAGCAGGGAACCUGCAGAGAUCUAACAGUCGCAACAGGUUGCCUUUGCCCUGGGCUGAGCGGAACUCAAAUUCCCCCAAGUCCACCGCGCAUCGUGAAGGUAACUCGAGAGGAUGGCAAAGGGGUUGAGGUACACUGGUGCGCUCCUACCUCCAUAGUAACCCAUUACAUUGUCUCGGUGGAAGGCAAAAAUAAAGUGAUGGAGAGGAACCUAAAGGUGAAAGACAAGAAGAGAGCGGCUGUAUUGGUGGAUGUGGCAGCCGGUGAGAUUGUUUGCGUGGAGGCUGUGAAUAAGGCUGGCGUUAGUGAAAAGGAUAGCCAAUCAUGUAUGACAUAUGAACCCCAAACUUCAGACUCUGGACUUGCAUUGAAGCUGGAGAUAAUAGGGGGUGUGGUGGGACUUCUGGUGGUGUUGAUUGUAGCAGUACUGCUGUGGAGGCACAAAAAACAUCAGAGAUCAACUGCACGAAGAGAGAACUCAGAGGGAGUUUUCUGAAAGACAGAAGUAUAUACAGACUCAUGGAACAGAGUAUGUGUGUGGCCAAAUAUGUCCUAUCACAGAAGACAUGAGGAUCAGUAGAUGUAUACAACGCAUAAGUGUAUUAAAAGAGUGCGUGAGUGUAUGAAUGACACAAUGAACAGGGACAAAAAGGAGAGGGGUGCAGAAAAGGUUGGUUAGUGACUCAGCACAUUCCUCUCAUGGGGGUGUCAGUGUCUAACAAUGUGAUUUAGGGGAGACACAAACCACAGAGUAAUGUGUAUUGACACCAGUCACAGCCACUAUUUACAGUCCUAUGGAGCGAAAAUUGUGCCUAAAUUUAACAAACAAAUCCAGCAUUUUGCAAACAAACGCAACCUUUUUUGCAAAAGAAACUAAACUCUGAAACAAACAGAAAGCGUUUUACAAAUACAUAAUGCAAUUCGAGAGAAAAUGCAAAGGUGUAACAUAUAAAUGUACUGUGUUUAAGUCUCACCUUUUUAUGAGAUUCUCUCAGAUUGAUUUUCUCACAAAUGCGACGUCCAGAUUUUCUCACAAAUGUGAUCGUCCAGAUUUUCUCACAAAUGUGAUCGUGCAGAUUUUCUCACAAAUGUGACCGUACAGAUUUUCUGAGUUAUGCAACUUCUCCCAAAACAGCAGAUAGUUCAAUUGUUUGACUUAGAUUUAUAUUAGUGUUUUUUUGUGCUGGUUUAUUUUAUUGCAAAAAUUGCCCAAAUAGCUUGAAAUAGCCAAAAAAAAUAGCAGCAUUCAUUUUAAACCUAAAUAGGCUAAUGGCAACCAAACAAAGCCGACGACUGACUGAAACAACUGCCACGAUGAUUUAUUUGCUUUUCCAUGUUUUAUAGCCUAGAAAGCUCUCUACUUUAAUGCCAUAGUGUUUAGACAUAAUGUUAAAUACUUUUUAUCUAUGAGUUGUUAUGUAUAAAAGUCAAACAUAUGUAUCAGUGCAACUUUCAUGCAGAAAAAUCACUAAAAACCGAGUCGCAUCUCAGAAAGAGCGCAAAAUACUAUACUGAAAUCUUACAAAAAAAUGACAUAUAAAAAUAUAAAUAAAUAUAAAUCAGGCCCGGUUCCUGCCAGGUGCAGAAGUGUGGACUUGCAGAUAUCCUGGGUGGGGAUAUACCCCAACCGCACAGACAGUAUAGCUGCAGACAAAAUUAAGAGUCCAUUUAAAAAGUAUUUUCCUCUUUUUCUGAUAAGAAUGUGAUUUGGUAAAAUGAUAAUUUUUGUUUAUUUCCGUGAACUUUUGACAACAUUUCUCCCAAAUUUCAUAUAAUUUAUUUUUAUUUAUUUGUAGAAAAUGGGUGAAAACUGGUGAAAACAGAAAAGAUGAUCUGCAUUUUUAAAACAGAAACACAAAAACAAGUUCAUAUUUAGUUUUAAGCAACACAAAACUAAGAAAACGUUAGAAAACGUAAAAAAAUGUUUUAUGAAAUAACCCAGAUUUUUUUUAAAUUAGUUUGUUAUCGUGCUCAGUCACUCUUGAGGUUUGCUUUUGUUGGAAUUCAACAAACACUGCAGUAUAUGACUGCAAUACAUGCAGGAUUUAAAUGAUUUAUUUUUAUAUAAAUAUAAAAAACAGACAACAUUUCAUUGAUGUUUUACACCUUAAAUAAAGCGGUUAUGUAAACUGGACAUAAAUAGAAGCCUACAAAAUAAAGUGGGCUAAGAACAUUCCCCAUUCACUGAACGAUCACUGAUUUCUGUUUAAUUUCUUUUAAUGAAUUGAAUGAAUUAAUCUGAUUACACUGCACAAUGAACUUUACAUCGUGUCUGCUGUUUUUUAUGUGGUAUCGUGAGCGCGCAUCGCGCCUAAACUGAACUAUUUUGCACAUUGUUUCGCUACCACCUGCAGAGUGAAUUGGGGUGUUUGAGAUGGAGAGAAACAGAUUUAUUUCUGAAGCGGGAGCUUCGGAAGAUGGAGCUUUCAGUCAUUACUGAAAGUCAAUAGGUUAAAAUCUAGCCUAUAUAUUGCAAGCAAAUAAUAGCUGUUUGUUAACAGCACAAAAUAAGACCGCAAAAACGAAGAAAUGAAUCUGAUUUUACUGCACAAUUAAUUUGACAUGCUUAAUUUUACAUAUGUGCAGUGCAUCUAAAAUUCCUUUGCACAGUAUUUUGCUUCCACCUGUAGCAUGUAGCAUGCUUCUCUGUUACAAACUAAAGCCAGAGCAGUGAAGUGAAGAGUGACGUUGCUUUCAGCCAAUAGAAAAUACAACAAUUUUUGGUGUUAUUUUUUGAUUCUCAUUGGGUGGGCAAGACAGAUGUUUAGGGGGAUUCAGCCCACCCCUGCCCAUGCCUAGAGCAAGCCCUGAUAUAAACACAAAAUUAUGUCAAAAUUCCCUUAUAAGAAAGUAUCCUUGAAAAAGUAGUUUGUUUUGUGAACGUAAUCAGUUGGGAAACAAGA
Messenger RNA from Triplophysa rosa, 3352 nucleotides. Its product is annotated as leucine-rich repeat neuronal protein 4. The transcript has 2 exons. NCBI's taxonomy places the organism in Eukaryota, Metazoa, Chordata, Actinopteri, Cypriniformes, Nemacheilidae. Bases 223 to 945 code for a protein of 240 amino acids. Gene Ontology annotation, molecular function: protein binding. The record is from RefSeq and is a predicted model, not a curated record.